UUCUUUGAUUAUCUGACCAGUGCAGUUAAACAGCAUAUUGAAAAAGUUAAAAUGGUUAAGAAAUUUACCUGUUGAAUCAAACCCUAAAAAAUUAAUAAAAACAAAAAGAGAGUACUACUAGUGCACUAGCUACUAUAGCAAGAACAAAAAUAAAUAAACACCUCUCCUUUAUCUUUCCAUUGAACUCCUCCCUCCUCCUCUCUUUUCUCUCUCUCUAGAUCUCUCUAUCUCUCUCUCUCUCUCUCUCUGCAACUCUCUUAAUUGUUUUGAUUCUCUCUCUCUCUCUCCACAAUAUAUAACCCCAUCAAACUUUACAAAAGAUAGAAUUAAAGAUCAAGCACCAUGGUUUUCUCAUCCGUUCCCAUCUAUCUAGAUCCUCCCAACUGGCAACAACAGCAACAAAAUCAUGAACAAGGAGGUGGAAGUGAUAAUUCUCCUCAGUUACCACAAUCUAUGCCGCCUCCUCCUCCGGUUGGAGGUGGUGGCACCACCGGCUCGAUCAGGCCUUCGUCGAUGGCUGAUCGAGCCAGGCUAGCCAAGCUGCCACAGCCUGAGGUGGCGCUGAAAUGCCCGAGAUGUGAAUCAACAAACACAAAGUUUUGCUACUUCAAUAACUACAGCCUUUCGCAGCCUCGCCACUUCUGCAAGACCUGCCGGAGGUAUUGGACUAGAGGGGGUGCACUGAGAAAUGUGCCGGUGGGAGGAGGUUGCCGGAGGAAUAAGCGAAGCAAAGGAAGAAGAUCCAAAUCUCCCGUCACCACCGCGGAGGGCCGCCAAGCUGCCACUUCUAGCUCCUCCAAUGCAGUUUCCUCCAGUACCUGCACCACUGAUCAUGUAAUAGGUCAUCUCCCCCCUCCACCACCACAAUUACCUUUCUUGCCCUCUUUGCAUCAUCUUAGUAAUUUUGGUGCCGGGGACAUGGGGUUGAAUUUCGGGGGAAUUCAGCCAACGGUGGCGGCAGGAAUAGGUGGCGGAGCUGAGAUGGGAUUCCAAAUUGGUGGUGGUUCGAGUGGUGGACAGUGGAGAUCACUGCAGCAAUUCCCUUUCUUGGGUGGUUUGGAGCCACCGUCUGGUGGGAUAUACCAAUUUGAUCAGAGUAGUGAAGGUGUUGAGCUACAGGGUUAUGCAGGUGGGCCCAGUACUGGUCAUCAGCUUGGGUCUAAGCCUUUGGAUUCUGGGAUUAGUCAUCUGGCUGAGGUGAAGAUGGAAGCAAAUCAUCAAGGGAUGAAUUUGUCAAGAAAUUUUUUGGGUAUUCAAGGAAAUGAUCAGUAUUGGGGUGGCAAUGCAUGGACUGAUCUCUCUGGUUUCACUUCUUCCACAAGCCAUCUCUUGUGAUUCUAUAUAAAUAGUCUCUCUUGUUCUUCAAAACCCUACUCAAACUUUCCUUUCGGUUCUUCAAUCAACUUAAGGAUCAAAGUUUCAAUCAAUGCCCUUCUUAACUUGCAAGCACCAACCACAAGAAUAUUAUGAGAAAAUUCAUAUGCAGCUAGCAUCGAUUGCUCGAUGAAUUCGUCUCCUGAAGAUCUGCUGAGAAACCUAGGAAGUGGGUAGAGUAUUUCCAUUUUAAUUUUUGAAUUUGGUUUGUUUAUGAGUUUAGUAUUUGGUUGUGUUUAAAGAAGUAGGUGGUUUGUUCAUGGAGUUCAUUAUCUGACUUGAAGGGUAAAUUGUUAUAACUGGUCCAAAGCAGUUCUAUAUGAUGUGAUAUAUUCUAUGAAAAUGUGUCUUGGAUCAAUAUUUACCGGGAAAAAAAAUGUGUCUUCAAUAUCAUUUUUAUUCAUACAAUAUUACCGGCCAUUACCUUCGAAAAGAGUACUUCAAUAUCGCGGAAUCAGAAGCAAACUUGUUG
Cornus florida is the source of this 1846-nucleotide messenger RNA. Its product is annotated as dof zinc finger protein DOF3.6-like. Gene Ontology annotation, molecular function: DNA-binding transcription factor activity; DNA binding. Bases 343 to 1335 code for a protein of 330 amino acids. Gene Ontology annotation, biological process: regulation of DNA-templated transcription. The transcript is spliced from 2 exons. NCBI's taxonomy places the organism in Eukaryota, Viridiplantae, Streptophyta, Magnoliopsida, Cornales, Cornaceae. The record is from RefSeq and is a predicted model, not a curated record.